Messenger RNA from Ylistrum balloti, 2054 nucleotides. RefSeq names its product BTB/POZ domain-containing protein KCTD9-like. Lineage: Eukaryota; Metazoa; Mollusca; Bivalvia; Pectinida; Pectinidae. Gene Ontology annotation, biological process: protein homooligomerization; intracellular signal transduction. The record is from RefSeq and is a predicted model, not a curated record. The transcript is spliced from 12 exons. Bases 44 to 1282 code for a protein of 412 amino acids. Gene Ontology annotation, molecular function: protein binding.
UAUACGGGUCUAAAAAAAUUAGUCAGAAUGAUUUGAAUCAACUAUGAAGAGAAUUGCCGUUUUCCGCAACGGAUCAGCUUCUGAUGGAAAGCUCGUUGCUGUUACUGACAGUGCAACAUUGCAGGACAUUCUAUUUGAAGCCAACAAAAAGCUUGGAUCUGAUGCCAAAGUGCUCUACACCCCACAGGGAGCAACCUUAGAUGAUGUUCUGUUGAUAAGAGAUGAUGAUGUGUAUUAUAUAUCUGCUGGAGAACCGUUCAAGAAACCAGGUUCAGUAUCAGGAUCUGAGCCUCAUGUAGAUGUUACCAAAAAAUUUAUCAAAGGCCAUGAAAGGAAAAUGUCUGGUACAACCUCUGCCUGCCAUUCUUCAGAAUGGGUGACACUAAAUGUUGGUGGAAAAAUCUUCACCACAACUCGAAGUACUUUGACACAGCAAGACUCUGCGAGUAUGUUAGCACGCAUGUUUGGUGAUGAAAAAACUGUCACCUGGCACAGCAGUGUUGAUGAGAGUGGGGCCUACCUGAUUGACCGCAGUCCACGAUAUUUUGAACCUAUACUUAACUACCUCCGACACGGACAGCUAGUCCUUGAUAAAGACAUCAACCCACAAGGAGUUCUGGAGGAGGCACGUUUCUUUGGUUUAACAUCGCUGAUGGAUACUCUUGAAGAAAUCAUUGAGAAAAAUCAGGUGCCAGAUGACCGAACACCGAUCACACGGAGAGAGUUGGUGCUUCGUCUCCUAUCCACUCCCACCAACAAGGAACUCCGAUGUCAGGGUAUGAAUUUCACCGGUGCCAACCUCUCCAAGUUAGAUCUGCGAUACAUUAAUUUUAAAUAUGCUAUCCUAAAAGAUGCCAACCUUGCUGGUGCGAACCUAUCCUACUGUAACUUUGAGAGGGCAGACUUGAACAAGACAGUGCUGGAUUCAGCAAAUCUGUUGGGUGUGAAGAUGUUAUGUGCUAACCUGGAGGGAGCUUCUCUCAGGGGAUGUAACUUUGAAGAUCCUGCUGGUAGCCGAGCCAAUCUAGAAGGAGCAUUGAUGAAGAAUGUAAAUUUAGAAGGUAGUCAGCUGGCUGGAGUAAACUUACGAGUAGCAACUUUAAAAAAUGCUAACCUUCAGAACUGUGAUCUUCGUGGGGCUGUGCUUGCAGGAGCUGACCUUGAAAACUGUGACCUUUCCGGCUGUGACUUACAGGAAGCUAAUUUAAGGGGAGCUAACCUCAAGGGAGCUGCUUUUGAACUCAUGUUAAAUCCUCUACACAUGGCACAAGCAGUUAGAUAGGAUAUAAUGGGUGGAUUCUGUCUCAGUACAGUCGGGAGAUAUCACUGGAUUCUUACUUGGUACAGUCAGAAGAUAUCACUGGAUUCUUACUCAGUACAGUCAGAAGAUAUCACUGGAUUCUUACUCAGUACAGUUAGGAGAUAUCACUGGAUUCUUACUCAGUACAGUCAGGAGAUAUCACUUGAUUCUUACUCAGUACAGUCAGGAGAUAUCACUGGAUUCUUACUCAGUACAGUUAGGAGAUAUCACUGGAUUCUUACUCAGUACAGUUAGGAGAUAUCACUGGAUUCUUACUCAGUACAGUUAGGAGAUAUCACUGGAUUCUUACUCAGUACAGUUAGGAGAUGUCACUGGAUUCUUACUCAGUACAGUUAGGAGAUAUCACUGGAUUCUUACUCAGUACAGCCAGGAGAUAUCACUUGAUUCUUACUCAGUACAGUCAGGAGAUAUCACUGGAUUCUUACUCAGUACAGUUAGGAGAUAUCACUGGAUUCUUACUCAGUACAGUCAGGAGAUAUCACUUGAUUCUUACUCAGUACAGCCAGGAGAUAUCACUUGAUUCUUACUCAAUACAGUCAGGAGAUAUCACUGGAUUCUUACUCGAUACAGUCAGGAGAUAUCACUGGAUUCUUACUCGAUACAGUCAGGAGAUAUCACUGGAUUCUUACUCAGUACAGACAGGAGAUAUCACUGGAUUCUUAAUCGGUACAGUCAGGAGAUAUCACUGGAUUCUUACUCAGUACAGUUAGGAGAUAUCACUUGAUUCUUACUC